Molecule: messenger RNA, 1413 nt
Organism: Sodiomyces alkalinus F11
Lineage: Eukaryota; Fungi; Ascomycota; Sordariomycetes; Glomerellales; Plectosphaerellaceae
Exons: 4
Coding region: 1-1413 (470 amino acids)
Molecular function (GO): zinc ion binding
Source: RefSeq, a predicted model, not a curated record
AUGUGGAGUACUGAAAGGCGGACAAUAUUAUGCCGUACUCCGUACGGAAACCUAUCCCCUGGCGUAUUCUCAACAUCAUCGCAACGCCUCAUCUACAUCUCCCAGGCAACCCCCAAGACCCAAGACCCAAGACCCAAGACCCAACCUCCAAUGGCUCGCGGUCGUCUCUUCUCCGCCCAUGGCAAGUCCCAGACCUCAAACCCUUCCACCCCGUCCCGGAAGAAACGCAUCAACGGCGUCUAUGACAGGGGACAGUGGCUUUGCAACUGCGACCCCCGCAGGAUACUCAGUCCCUACACCGUCAAGAAGCGGGGUCCGAACAAGGGAAGAUCGUUUUAUCGCUGUCGCGACUGCGACUUUUUCUUGUGGGAGGAAGAUGCACGAGUACGACAGCUCUCCGAGAACCAGAACCAGUCCGAGGUAGCGACCCCUGACACGACCACGGCCACAUCUACUGCCCAAAGCACGUCGCCUCGUAAGAAGACCAAGACCAUGCGCGACUUUUUCCCCAAGUCUCCCAAGACGACUAGCACCCAACUACCGGCCCCUGCCAGUGAUGCGCAGCAGGCGGGCUCAAGUGCGCAGGACGCGCAUCAAGCGGGAAAGGCCCCCGCACCACCAACAACGAGAGCCAGCCAGAAGAGGAAGAGGGUCCAGUUCGAGGAGGACUACAUCGGAGACGGCUCGUCCGACGAAGAGCGGCAAAUGAUCGAAGCCGUUGAACGCAGCGCCCAAAAGCUGCAAAAGACCGGUCCCAGCAUGGGUGCCCAUAUCUCAACCCCCGCAGCGCCGACUACAUCAUCAUCGUCGUCAUCGGCAACUAUCAGCGCUUCCCAUGUAAAACCGAGAGAAGAUGCGCCACCCAAACAGCCGAACCCCCCCACGGCGCGGACGCUCUUUACCACCCCUAAAGCCAAACGGAAAAGCACUGACGGGGGGGAGGCGGCCCCUCCCACAGCCACCGCGACCCCCUCCUCGACAACCGGCCUCCCGUCUCCCAUGCUCACGCCCACCGCAACCCGCAGGAAGCAAGUCGCGACGCCCGCAGGUCCCGGGCACGAACAGCAGCAACAACAACAACAACAACAACAACAACAACAACAACAACAACACCACAGGGCCCACGACACGGCCGACGUCGAGCUCAGGGACGAGAUCACGACUCUGCUCAGCGGCCAGCCCAUCCCACCGGCCGUGGCCCGCUCCGUCCGCGAGGCGCUGGACCGCCAGGUCGCGCGCGCCCACGGCCUGGCCAGGAGCCGGGACGUUGUGCGGGAGCUCCUGAGGGAGAAGGACGAGAAGAUCGCGCAGUUGCAGGACCGGGUCGUGGCGCUGGAGAUCAAGAUUCGAGCGGAGCGGGAAAGCCGGACGAAUAUGCGCGCUGGUAUUAUGAAGCUGUAUCAGGAGUACUGA